AUGGAUGUCAGUCUUGUGGCUGAAAUUAUAUUGUUCAAUUCUAAGUACAAUCAAGAUUCAUUCUUGGACUCCAUAAGCAAGUUCAAGUUGCAACCAGAUUUUCGUCCCAAGGACCUGAAACAGCAGAUUGCUCCAAAAUGUAGAGUCCUCUACUUUCCAUUGAAGUUCCCUUCACUGGGACCUUUGAGAGAUUCAGACAACACAGUUCUCCAUUUAGUUUGGCCACACAGGUGGGAGCAUGAUAAAGAUCCUGCAACAUUCUUCCAUGUGUUGCUGAUGCUGAUGGAUGCUGGACUUAAUUUCCAUGUGUCAGUACUUGGUGAACCAUUUUCUGAAGUUCCUCCAGUGUUUGCUGAGGCUUCCACUCAUCUGGGCAAUCGGGCUGUCAACUGGGGUAACUAG
Molecule: messenger RNA, 402 nt
Organism: Cryptotermes secundus
Lineage: Eukaryota; Metazoa; Arthropoda; Insecta; Blattodea; Kalotermitidae
Product: glycosyltransferase-like domain-containing protein 1
Exons: 3
Coding region: 1-402 (133 amino acids)
Source: RefSeq, a predicted model, not a curated record